Paramecium sonneborni is the source of this 2142-nucleotide messenger RNA. The record is from the annotation of a GenBank genome assembly. Lineage: Eukaryota; Ciliophora; Oligohymenophorea; Peniculida; Parameciidae.
UUUUAAUGUCAACAGCAGGCUACUUAAAUAAAUACAAUAACAAGAAAUAAAAUGAUACUAAAUCCAUUAUAAGUUAAUAAUCAAGCAAAAAAGUAUCCAUUUAAUCAUUACUUAUAGAGUACAACAACAGAUGUAAAAACAAAAGAAGAAAUAUUGAAUAAAAUGCAAUAAAAUGAAGAAAAACAUAGAUUGUUAAUGAUAGAAAAUAAUAAAAGAAGAAAAGAAUAAGAAAAAAAACUUAAAUAACAAGAAGAAGAAAAAUAAAAAUAAGCAGCUGCUUUACUAGAUUAAAGAAAAAAAACAAAAGAAUAAGCUUACAUUAAUUAUUUAAGAAAUAAUACUAAAUAAAUAUUAGCUGAUUAUUAACCUAGAUAAACUGAUUAUCCUAAAUAAAAUUUAAAACCUCAAUUAGAAAAAAAAGUAUAAACAAAUUACAAUAAUUUUGAAGCACUUGAUCUAGAAGUAUCUCAAGUUGCAAAAAAUAAAAAAUUGCCUUAAGAAUUCUAAAAAUAAUGGGAAGAUUUUGAAGUAAUGAAGAAAAGUGAGCUUCUGGAUAGUCUUGACUUAAGUAUGGCUCAAAAAUAAAAACCAAUUCCUAAUUAAAAAAAGAAUGAUUUAAAACAAUUAUUAGGAUUACCAGAAGAAUGUAGUGAUGAUGAAGAAGAUUUAUGGAAGAACACUUUGAAAAAUGGAUAAUUAUCUAAAUAAAAUUCAAAACCUCCUUUAUCAAAACCUACUUAAUGGGCAGAAUAAGCUAUUACUUAAGCUGAUGAUGUUUUGUCUAAAAUGAGUCAAAAACAAGGAACUGAAAGAGAUAAAAAAGAAUUAGCUUAAUAAAAAUCAUAAUAAGAAUCUUUAAAUAUUAAAUAAAAGUAAAAUUCUUCAUCUGUACCAAAAAAAUCUACUUCGAAUAAAAAUUCAGAAUAAAUGAAGAUAUUAUAAUAAAAAGAAUAAUAAUUGUUAGCUUAAUAAAUGUUAAUUUAAUAAUAAUUAUAAUAAAAUACUGCUGAUAACAAUUAGAAUUAUAAUAAUAACAAUACUAAUACUAAUAAUUAAAGAAAGCCUCCAUAAAAUAUUAGAAUAACCAAUAAACAAAUACAUAAAUAACCAAGUAGUGUUUAAGAUGAACAAAAUCAUAUUUAAGAAUUUCUUAGGGUAUUUAUUUGUAAUAAUAAUUAUGAUAGGAGGAUCUUUAAAAUAUCAAUGAUAUGGAAAUGUAGAUAUAACUUGAAUUAAUGAAUUUGAAUAAAGAGAACAAAUAAAAAAUAGAUUAAGUUUAGUAAAAAUAUGGAGUUAGAAAUUUACAAUCUUCUAAUCAAGUGAAUAGAAUAGUGUUCGUUUAAAAUUAAUAUCCAAGUAUUGUCCAUUAAUAUUUUAGUAAAGUCAUAAGAAGAUUAGAUUGAAGCAUCUUUAUUAAAAUUAGAUAUGAUGCUUUAAUAACCUCCUUAAAAACCAAUAGAACAACCAUAAUUAUAGUUUAAUAAUUAACAAGAACAAUAAUAAAUAAACUACGCAAAUCCUUUAUAAUAGAAUACAUAAUCUAAUAGUUAGUAAUAAUAAACUUAAUAAUAGUAAUUAAAUAAUUAAUAUGGUUAAUAAUAAUAACUAAGUCCUUAAUAAUAUUAAUAAUUAUUAGAAUAGUAGAAUUUACUCUAAUAGUAAUUAAUAAUGGCCUAAUAAUAAAUUUAAUAAAUGUAGUAAUAAGCUUAGUCUUCGAAUAAAACCAUAAAUUAAUAAUAAGGAGAGUUUCCUCAAUUCCCAUCAUAUGUUCUUCAUUAAGAUCAUUAAUCUUUUGUUUAAACAUUCUCAAAUGGUAUCCCUUAAUAAUAAUAAUCCUAAUAAUAAUUAUUAUAAUAGUAAUAAUAAAAAUAAUAAACGAUCAAUUCUAAACCAAGAAAUGUUAUUUCAAAUGAUAAUUAAAGUAUUUCAAUAGUAUCAUCUUAAUAAAAUGAUAAAUAUACAUUUGAUUUAGAUUUUGGAAUGCAAAAAAAUGCAUAAAAUACUUAUGCAUAGUAAGCUUUAAAGAAAAUGAGCCAAAAGUAAUCAUAAGUUAAAUCGAAUAUUCCAAUAGAGGAAGAAGAAGAGUAAGAAGAAGGCAAGAUAGAAGUUAGAAAGGAUUUAAGAAAUCUUCUUUUUGAUUGA